Molecule: messenger RNA, 2097 nt
Organism: Periophthalmus magnuspinnatus
Lineage: Eukaryota; Metazoa; Chordata; Actinopteri; Gobiiformes; Gobiidae
Gene: lamtor1
Product: late endosomal/lysosomal adaptor, MAPK and MTOR activator 1
Exons: 5
Coding region: 192-665 (157 amino acids)
Biological process (GO): regulation of receptor recycling; positive regulation of TOR signaling; endosomal transport
Cellular component (GO): Ragulator complex; lysosome; late endosome membrane
Molecular function (GO): molecular adaptor activity; guanyl-nucleotide exchange factor activity
Source: RefSeq, a predicted model, not a curated record
AAAGCGGAAGUGCUUGUUGUGCUCUUGUAUUUGGCGUCAUGUGAUUUCCUUGUAGCCCAAGAAGCUGCUUUGACAGUUAAUACUUUUUCAUGAUACUGAAAUAAUUUUACUCACACGUUGUAUGUUUACUGGGGUCCGCACACACGGGUUGUUUUCUGUGUGUGUAGUAGAUUCCCCCCCCGAACGCUGCCAUGGGUUGCUGUUACAGCAGCGAAGACAAGCCCCUAGAGGAGGAAGUAGAGCCCCUGAUGCCACCCAGUAAUACUGUUAGCAAAUCUCCAAAUGGAACAGAUUGGACCACACCAAGUGUCCCCUCAGCACGUACAGAUGAGCAGGCCCUCCUCACUUCGAUUCUCACCAAGACUGCACAGAACAUCAUUGAUGUCUCAGCAGCUGAUCAGCAUAUGAUGGAGCCACAUGAAUACAUGGAUAGAGCCCGGCAGUACAGCACAAAAUUGGCUGUGUUGGGCAGCAGUUUGCCACCCAAAAAGGCCCUCACUCUCCCCUCCCUUACCAGUCAACCACACCAAGUGCUUGCAAGUGACCUGGUGCCAUAUUCAGAUGUUCAGCAGGUUUCCAAAAUAGCCGCUUAUGCUUACAGUGCAAUCUCUCAAAUCAAAGUGGAUGCUAAAGAGGAAUUGGUUGUCCAGUUUGCAAUCCCCUGAUCACGUUAACACAUUGUCCCUCCAUUAUACUCGCUGUAGUUCUGACUCUUUUACUUCUUUUAAACAAUAAUUUCCAUGCCUUUAGUCAUUAAUCAACUGCAGUUCUAGAUCAUGGGGAAACUACACCACAAAUCAUAGGUGUCUAAGUUAUAAUGUGGGACAAUGUCGUCAUGAUGGCUACAAUAUAACACUUACAUAUAAAAUACUUAUUUAAUAGGUUUCAGUAACUUUCAGUACCAAACCUAUUUGGUGGUGUGCUGUUUUCCUUAGUAUCAUACAGAUUGAGUUGGAUUAAUACUCCUAUCUACCUGUUCAGAAUUCAAGCAUUCUGGUUUGACUCACGUUUAUAUGGUAAUUAACAGGAAUGAAACAUGAGGAGGUAAAAAUUUCAGCAGUGACUUACCGUGUCCAUAAAGCAGUGAGAUAGAAAAAUAUAUUUUUCUGUUAAGAUUUUUAUAGCAUUUAAAUAAUAUAAGCAUAUGGUAAACUUUACAUUCAGUUUUCUCACUUUAUAUGCCAUGUCAAAACGCCGUUACAUAAAGUCCAUAAAGUGCUACAGCCAAAAAAACGAAUGAUUCACCCAGUCUGACCAUACUUUUAAUCACAAUUCCAAUUAACCAUGGGUUUCAGAAUUUAAAAAAGGCUGUUGCAUUAGCAAUUUAUCUCAAAUGUCUUUUUGACAUGUGAAAAGUCCUCAAAAUGUCACCUAUAACGGAAUGCAGAAAAUCAUUAAGUCUUGCAGUUGUAUUUGUAACUACCGGUACUCUUGUACUCUCAGAAUGUGUAUUCACACUGGACAGGAUCUUAUUCACAUGGGGAAAGUUCAUAGGGGCAAUCGGAUGUUGAUGGAUGAAAUUAGGAGAAAAAAUAUCAUUACAUCCAACUUUUUUGAAGCUUUCAGGGCAUGUAUAUAAGAAUGAGGUUGUUGUGGAACUGAGAUGGACGAAUCAUGCCCCAUUUGUACUUUUUUUUUUUUUUUUUUUUCAGUCUGUUGACCGAUGGUAAUAAAGUUACUGUUUUGUUAACUCUGAGCAGAUAACUGUCAGAAAAUGAUUUUAAAUCAGGUCUGCUUUUGGUCAAAUUCUAAUUUGACUGAGGAUUGCAACUAACCAUUGUAGCAGCGUUUUUUUGAGUGUUUUUGAACAAUUUUAACAGAACACCAUAAUUUUGAGACUAUUUAUUUGAGUUUAAAUGUAAUUUUUCUCUUAAUAAUAAGGUUAUGAGUAUACAGUAUGUCACCAAUAAGCAUGGCGUGGCUUGUCUUUAAAGGGAUGAUCUCUGACUGUUCAAUGUUUCAAUCUGAAUUUUCUUGCAAUGGGUUGUUGACAAUUUUCAGCCACAAGGUCUGUAAUAUGAUGUUUGUAAUAUACUAUAGCACCAAAAAUAUAUGUUUUGGUUGUCCUUUUUGAUUCAUUAAAAUACUUAAAAUACA